CAACCCAUCUCAGUCUCUGCGUGUGUGUUUGACCCCAACAAAUCCCAAAACCAGAUGGAUGGAAGAAGAGCAAGAGGACACAGCAGGCCGGCCAAACUUUAUUGCUGCUUGUCCUACUGCCACACGCACCUCCUCCUCCUCCCUCCCCCGCUUCCGCGUCGCCGCCACCAAAUUCCAACCGCAAUCCCGCCGCAAUCUGCUCCCGCGCGCGAAAUCGGCUCACGCAUCCUCAAUUUUUCAGCUCAGGGGUCGCUGAAUUGCAUCGAGCUCGCCAUACCUGGCUGCUGAGUUCCGUUCGACUGCCCCGCCUCGAAUCGACGAAUCCCCUCUCAAGAGGUUGCAGGAGGGCGAGCUGCAGAAAGCUUCCAGAGCUUCCUCCAUCGUUUCGGCCUCUGAAUCCCCGGAGGACAGGGCUUCUUGAAAUUUCAAGUCUUUGGCCGCUCGGAGCUGCUCCGGGCUCCUCAAGAUCGAGGCAAUCGGAGAGUCGGCAGCAUUCCCCUUAGGGUUUCCGAGCUGUGUGAUGGUCGGAAAUGGCGCUUAAGGCCUCGGCUCAGGGCGCCGCGGAGGCGGCCAUAGCGGCCAUCGGCCGUGGCUACGAUGUCGUCUCGGACGUCCGCCUCAAGUACUGCAAGGGCAAGCUCGCGGACCCGGACGCGCGCCUCAUUGACCUCAGCCGCGAUGAGGUCCAGGACGUCGUGCUCCCCGGCGGGAUCAAGGUCGACGCCGUCCCCAAGUCCAUCAAGUGCGACAAGGGCGAGCGGACGCGCUUCCGCUCCGAUGUCCUCUCCUUUCAGCAGAUGUCUGAGCUGUUCAACCGGGAGCUUUCGUUGACUGGGAAAAUUCCAUGUGGCAUGUUCAAUAGCAUGUUUGAUUUUUCUGGCUGCUGGCAGAAAGAUGCAGCUGCCACCAAGUCGCUUGCUUUUGAUGGCUGGUACAUUUCGCUAUAUAAGGUUGCACUAUCCAAGUCUCGUAUUCUACUGCGUGAUCAUGUUACUCAAGCAGUGCCUUCAACCUGGGAUCCUGCUGCUCUGGCAAGGUUCAUUGAAAAGUUUGGAACCCACUUAGUUGUUGGUAUAAAAAUGGGAGGGAAAGAUGUUAUUUAUUUGAAACAACAGCAUUCGUCAAGCCUGCAACCAGCUGUUGUUCAGAAACGACUCAAGGACAUGUCAGACAGGAGAUUUCUGGAUGCAAAUGGACACUAUGAUAUGAGUAUCAAGGAUGCAUAUGGGAAGGAUAAGAGUGAUGCAAGAGAGCAGCGGCUAAGAUUUGUGCAAUCAAGCCCAUCAAGUUCUUACUGCUCGAAGGAGGACUUGGUGAUGGUGGUUAAGCGGAGAGGUGGAAGGGAAUGGGACAAAGAGAUGCCUCACAGUGAAUGGAUAAACACUGUUCAAUUAGAACCUGAUGUCAUCUCGAUGACCUUUCUACCUAUUACUUCAUUAUUGAAUGGAGUACCUGGCUGUGGGUUUCUGAAUCAUGCAAUUAAUCUGUACCUACGCUAUAAGCCUCCAAUUGAAGAACUUCACCAAUUUUUGGAGUUCCAGCUACCAAGGCAGUGGGCACCUGUGUACAGUGACCUCCCCCUUGGCCCUCAGAGGAAGAGACAGAGUAGUGCAUCUUUGUCCUUAAGUUUCAUGGGACCAAGGCUAUAUGUCUGCACGAAUAUGGUUGAUGUGGGUGAAAGACCUGUUACUGGACUGCGGUUGUAUCUUGAAGGAAAGAAAAGCAACAUGUUGGCUAUCCAUCUUCAGCAUCUAUGCUCCCUUCCUCAGAUUCUGCAGCUUCAGGAUGACCCAUACAACCACCGAACACCAGAACCAUAUGACAGCAAGUACUUAGAACCAUUUGGAUCCUGGAAGCGGUUCUCUCAUGUCUACACGGAACCAGUGGAGUCUGAUGACGACUCCUCAAUCGUGACUGGGGCACAGUUACAGGUCAGCAGCCAUGGGUUGAGGAAAAUCCUCUUCCUCCGCCUCCAUUUCUCCAAAGUUAUCAAUGCUGCAUCGGUCAAGAAUCCCGAAUGGGAAGGAUCGCCGAAUCUGGGCCAGAAGUCCGGACUCAUCUCGACUCUCAUUAGCACUCAUUUCUCGACAGCGGCUCAGAAGCCUGCCCCUCGCCCAGCUGAUGUGAUCAUCAACUCGGCUGUGUACCCUGGCGGUCCACCUGUGCCUGUGCAGGCACCAAAGCUCCUCAAGUUUGUGGACACAGCAGAGAUGUUGCGGGGACCACAGGACACACCGGGAUACUGGGUGGUCUCUGGUGCAAAACUGCAGCUUGAGAGGGGCAAGCUGUCGCUGCGGGUGAAGUACUCGCUCUUGACAGCCAUGGUACCUGAUGAUGAGUAUCCACUUGAUGAACAUAGUUGAAACUCAUUAUUUGGAUGGGCUAGUGUGCAUUUAAUCGUAUGGUGCAUGGCAAGUAAAGGUUUUCAAUGUGCUUAGGAAGGCUUUCCAACAUGUACAUCGCCUGUCGUUCAAUUCUGCCUAUUUCUGAGCAGAGUGUGCUGUCUGUAGUUCAAUGUUUUCGCAGAGGGUGAAGUGUACAACAUUCUUUGUAUAUACAUGAUGUUUCUACCUCCAACGAGGGGAAGAUGGCACCUGCUAUUCUGCUCCCAUCUUUUCUGAACAUUGUCUUACCAGAUCUGGCAUUCUUUUGA
Molecule: messenger RNA, 2653 nt
Organism: Setaria italica (foxtail millet)
Lineage: Eukaryota; Viridiplantae; Streptophyta; Magnoliopsida; Poales; Poaceae
Product: MACPF domain-containing protein At4g24290
Exons: 7
Coding region: 531-2363 (610 amino acids)
Biological process (GO): regulation of salicylic acid mediated signaling pathway; plant-type hypersensitive response
Cellular component (GO): plasma membrane
Source: RefSeq, a predicted model, not a curated record